Molecule: messenger RNA, 5601 nt
Organism: Acanthaster planci (crown-of-thorns starfish)
Lineage: Eukaryota; Metazoa; Echinodermata; Asteroidea; Valvatida; Acanthasteridae
Gene: tsc1
Product: TSC complex subunit 1
Biological process (GO): negative regulation of cell population proliferation; regulation of cell cycle; negative regulation of TOR signaling
Cellular component (GO): TSC1-TSC2 complex
Source: RefSeq, a predicted model, not a curated record
CGCAGUUACAGCCAAAAGUAUGACGGGGCCAGUGGGACCACAUUAAAAGCAAGAUGGCGGCCUCCUUGGUCAGACAAGGCUAGCAAGAUGGUGAUUUUCUUCGACAACGGUAUGAACUCACAUUCACUGCGAGUUGGAGUCUGUGGCUAGACACAGCUAUCGGCACCAUGUCUGUCCAGAUUCCAGACCCCAGUGAGCUUUUCCCUUUGCUGCUGUCCAACGACCUCCAUGUCAUCCAGGAGAUCAAGUCGUUAAUCCAGGACAGUCUAAACUCAGCCAGGGAUCCCGGAUUUCUAAAUGCCCUUGUAGAUUUCUACAUUCACACCAAUUCCAAUAAUGCACUGGAACUGUUGGCCGGCAUACGAGAGCCUUUGGACAAGCCACUGAUGGACCGACUGAAUGACAACAUGAAAGCUGGCCAUAAGCUUCAGAGUUUGACACUCUUGAGUCACGUGGUCAGACAUCAGCCAUCGUGGCUUCAUAAGAUCGUGCAAGCACCACUGUUUACCUCCCUGCUCAACUGCCUCAGGAUGGACACGGAUGUCCCGGUCAUAAUGUGUGGGUUGCUGACGGUAACUACUCUUCUGCCCAUGAUUCCUAGCCUGGUCAGUCCAUUCCUUCAGGACAUCUUCGGUAUAUUCUCUCGUCUGGCUUCCUGGACCAUGAAGAAACCUGGUGGUAUACCGGAUGUGUACCAUCUCCACAUUCAAGUUGCUGUCUAUGCCCUCUUCCAUCGUCUGUACGGCAUGUAUCCAUGGAGCUUUCUACAACAUCUGAGAUUCUACUACCAAAACAAGAAGAUUGAGUUUGAAGCAGCAGUCCUGCCUAUGUUGGAGCGUGUUCGCAUGCACCCUUCUUUAAUUACUGGCUCUGCGCAAUCUGAAAUGGAAAAAACAAGAUGGCGGCAGAUGGAGGUCCAUGACGUACUGAUGGAAUGUGCCCGUGUUUCCUUGGAUACGACAGAAUCAGCCAGAGAUGAUUCCUUCAGCUUCACAGCUGUAUCUGUGGGCCAUGACCUCGAAAGAUCAGGGUCAAAGGGCAUGACAGGUCAAGGCAUCCGCACUUCCUCACCUAUUGUUGAUCCUCAAGGGGUAGAAACAGCUCACAAGCCAGUUAUACAGUGGGAAAACGACACCAAGAAAAGAGAUCCUGAUGCCCAAAGUCUGGUCUCGUCUCAAGAGGGUGGCAUAUCCAUGUUCAGCCCCUCCAUGGUUUGUGGACUGAGUACGCCUCCACAAUCCCAUCCUCCGUCCCCCCAAGGCAGCCAGCUAGACAUCAGUCUGACAUCCUCUGUCCACCUUCUAUACACCACCCCUCACCUGGACACCCCUACCCCGCUGUCGACACCCCGCGAUUCCCCACACCCAAGCGCCGCAGCACGGCUCAGUAGUCGCAUGUCCAGCAUGAGUGACACCAGCGUCCACAGCCGGGGGAGUAAGUCCAAGGCAUCAUGGGGUAAACUCCCGCCGAUAGCCACUCAAUCAUCCAUGGCUCUUGGCCGCACUGUCUCAGCACCCGUAACGCCGGGAUACGAAACGAAAUCUCUCCCAACUACUCCUCAAAAGCCACUCAUCCAAGCCAAGGCUGCUUCUCACGAGAUCACAAAGCAAAGAAGAUUCGUCUGGGAGGAUGCCAAUCUGAGCGACUCUCUCCACAGCAAUGGAGACCUAUCCCUGAUGGGGAAACAACACAACGAGGAGGACAUGACGGAGGCAGAGACAAGAACUGAAAGGGCGGAGAGCUCGGUCUCCUUGAAGGACCUCCCUGGCGUCAUCAAGGAUCUAAAUCAUGAGGAAGAGAGACCCAAAGAUGUUGAAGCAAUGAACGAAGAGGUUUCAUCCUUCACUGAUAGUCCGUGUGCACUCCGUGACUUUGAAAAUUCUGGAGGUUCUGGUGGUAAUGUUCCUAUCCAAAGUCAAACUACCCAGAAAACAUCUGAUGCGAGUGAGGAAAUGGACUCAACUGAAGUCUCCAGCUCAUCCGACCAACCCACACUCACCAAGGCCCAGGAGAGUUAUGCAAGUCAUCAGCUGAAUGGGAAUGCACGACCGGAGACCGUUCGAACCCAGAGUGAUCCCAGCGCCUCAUACCGGAGCGCAGCAGUCAAGUCAUUGGUGGAAAGCGAGUCACGCCCUCGAACUAGCAGUGUUGGCAGCAAGCCAGUCAGCAACAUAUCGGCUGACCUCUUUGGGGUCAGAAGGUCACAGGAAGCCACCACAGAACAACGUUCCACCUACCAGGGUUUCCUGCCUAUCUCAGAUAGCUCUGAAUCGCCAAUUUUGAGACCAGGGGCUCAGAGCACUGCAUCAGCUGCUUCCAGCAUCCUCGGGCCAUCCUACUUCCAACAGGCAUCCCUGCAGAUGCCCUAUAAACAUCUCUUCAACCUGAUUUUGCCAACCCUUCAAAAUCUGACCUCUGCUGGUUCGGCGAAUAAUUCCCCCUCUGUUUCCAGUGCAAACACCACCGGAAGUGGGCUGUACGCCACACCUCCCCCGGCCUCUAGGGCGGAGUCUGCUCUGUCUGGGGGCACCCCAAUCGACAACAUUGGCACAGUACCCUUGCAUUCAUUGUAUUCACCGAGUCAGUUGCUAGAUCGACACCUCCAGCUUGGAAACCAGAUUCAUGAUGAUCAGCUGAUAGGUUUGCCCUUGACCAGUCAAGAGUCAGUAGACUGGACUCAUUUUGGGGGCUCGCCUCCAGUAGAUGAAAUCAAGCUCUUAAAGGGUCAACUGCAAUUGCUACACAACCAACUCCUGUAUGAGAGACACAAGAGAGAGGUACAUGCAGAAAGGAACAGACGACUACUGGGCAAGACGCACAAGGCCAAAGCGCUGGAGGAGUCCAAUGCUGCCAUGCAGAAGCAACUACAGCUCCUGGAGAUGGAAGUCAACCAGCUCAAAGCGGCCUUCAAGCUACUCCGGGAAGAGAACAAGCAGCUAGUGGAAGCAAACUUCAGCAAAGACCAGACCCACAACACACUCAUAAAGAAAUUACAGAGUGACAACGACCGCAUGAAAGACGCCAAAGAGGAACUGCAGAAAUUGCUGGUCGAUCACAGACUUCAAGUGGACAAGGUGACAAAGGAGCUGCAGACAGUCAAUGCUGAGUUCUUCACUGUGCAACAGGAGUUAGAGAACACCAGAGCAGACAUAGCCACAAACAGACAUCUUAAAGAUGAGAUUGCCCGGUUGAACAAGGAGCUUCUCCUGAUGGGAGAAACCAACGUGAAGUUCCAGGAGAGAGUCAGUGGGGUGCAACGAGACGAGAAUAUGAACGAUGAAAGGGAGAUGAGUUGGAUCACCCUCAAGAAAGACCUGGCAGCAUCCCAAGAGGCGCUGAAGGUGAAAAGUGUCCAGCUGGAAGCUGCCCAUGCCCGCAUCACUGAGAUGGAGGCUCUCUUGUCUCAAAAGGAGCUCGCAAUGGCUGAGCAGAAGCGCUUUUUGGAGAAUGUGAAAAGUCUCACCAAGGGAAAGAUUGAGGCAAUGGAUGGUAAAUACAGCAUGCUCCAGAAGAUCAAUCAACGGCUAGAGGCACACAUCUUGAAGCUGACCAAACACUUGAAGGAGAAGGACAGAAGGCAUUAUCCCUCAGUGGGGAGUGUCAUCUCUCGCAGUCAGUCACUCAUUACGUCACAGACAGAAAACGUCCCCAAGGGAUCCAGAAGCGACAGUCUAGACUCUGGCCAGCUUUUGAGAUCUGUCAAGGGGUCACGUCUGAUCCAGAAGGCCCCCCGGCCAGCCUUGGAGAGAAGUCAGUCUCAUGAGGAAUCCCAACAAACCAUGCUUCUCCCGGUCUUUGCAGGGAGCAGCCAGCAAGAGUCGAUCGUCCAGUCACAGAGCUCAAAGUCCAGCCAGGUGGUGAAGGAGACUCCCCCAACGACAUCUAGUGCGUCUGGAAGUCACUUAAGCCCGCACUCAAGCCCCAUGAGUGACUGGGAACAUGUUAGCAGUGAGACGAUUCCAAAGAGCAGCAGAGUCCCGAAGCAGCCAGCAGAAGCCAUCAGGGUCCCUGUACCAGUGGAACGGGCAAGGAUUCGGGAUGAGUCACCGAGUCAUCUCAAUGUUAACAGCCCACCGCUUAUCUUUAGCGAGUCGUCCCCAUUUCAGAGGGUUCAGCAGAGCCCUCGUUUGGGCACGAGACACAGCUCCCUGUCGCCAUCCAGCAAGAUACCUCUGAACUCGCCCGGGCGGAUCGCGAUCAGCUCGGGCCCCAAGAGCCAGUCCUGCCCCAACCUGGAAGCCGACAUUAAAACGGCCGUAUCGCCGUGCCAAUUCACGGGUGCUUUUCCAGCACAGGCCGAGGAGGGGGAGGAGUCAUUGCAGGAAGGGGAGGAGGCCGGUGGCAGUAGCUCCACGCCACCCGCUGCUGUCGUAGAUAGCAUGGAGCCAAGCAUGUUACAUCAUAGUUUGGCAGCCAUGGUUCAUAUGGAAGCCAGCAUUGAAGAGGCUGAUCUGACAAAGUUGUAGCUUAUUUUGGUCCUUUCCCACCGUUAUAGCUUCAAGCACUCUGCCUUGGUUUACUGCAGUGGAUGUAAUUCAUAUCUCUUGAUUAGACUUUGCGUUUGUACAAUAAUUCAUUCGUUUUCAAACUCAAAUUAUUUCCUUACAGCUCAUGACAAGAUAUUCCAUUCUUUCUCUUGUUAUUAUUCUGAAUUGACAAUAAGGCAAUGAUAGAUUUCAUACAAAUUGUUUUCACUCUAAAAUCUCAUGGAGUUUAUUGUCACACACAGCACUGAUGGCACUACUGUUGUGCUUGAUGUGGUUUUGUUUUUUUUUCAAACAUUUCAAAUCUUUACAAACUUCUCUGGUUAUAACUAAUUCCAAUGUUAGAGUCACUGCCGGGACAAUUUAUGCCCAAUUUUGGUUCAUUCAUGGUGUCUUUGCUAAUAACACUAUUGCUUUCACAUUUAUUUGAAAGUACCAAGUUGGAAGGUGGAUUUUGCUCGGUGUCAGGGAAGGAGUAUUCAGCUUGUGUCAAAUCAGCUUGAAUGUACAAUUUAUACAAAUAGUGCAGUUUUUGAAAUAGUUUACUAUUUUUUUCCUGUAAUUCUUAGGUUAAGCAUUGUACGUCAUUAGAAAAUGUCGACUUGAAUUUAUCAAUAACCAUUGCCUGGCAUUCAAGCUAAAUAUCAUUUCUGGAUGCAGUACGUGUGUCUGGAUUACUUUGGUUACCAGCACGUUUCAAAAUAUAUCGAGUACCCAGUGCAAUUUAAUUUCCGCCAUAAAACAAUAUUUGCAAAACGUAAUUUUGUCCAGUAUGCUCCUUUACAAAAUGGAAAUGAUGAGCCUUUUGUUGGUUCAAAUAUGUGCGGUUGUAAGCUUUCCAUCUACUUAGCAUUUCUGCAGUUGGAGUGUAUGUUACUGGCUGAAUUUAAUUUCUUCUUGUAGACUUUGCUUGUGACUUUAUAUUUAUGGCGUAAAAUUGCCUUUUAUUUGAAAAAUAACGAAUUGUCUCAAUCCUUGUUUCUGUGCUCAUUUUCUGCCAAGUAAUGCAUGCAGGAUAAAUGUGAUUAUUGGAACUAUACAUCUGCAAUCUCAUUACAAUGAUACAUGAAAACUCUGUGUGUGUGCGUUGUCGCUAAUAAAACUGUGAACAAUGGCA